AUGUUGAUUGCUGGAGGUAGAACAAUUGUAAAACCAGAUAGCCAUUCCCAGACAGUGAAUGAAGAGAAAGCAAUUGUGAGACCCCAGAUAGGUUCAAGACCACCAAGGUGUGAGAAGAGGUGCAGUUCUUGUGGGCACUGUGAGGCCAUUCAGAUACCUACAAACCCCCCAAAAAAAUCUGGAAACAGAAACUCUUCAACAGUGUCCACAAUUGCGUAUGCCGGAGGUGAUGACAACUCCAAUUACAAGCCCAUGAGUUGGAAAUGCAAAUGUGGGAACUUCAUCUUCAACCCAUAA
This is a messenger RNA of Ilex paraguariensis (yerba mate), 297 nucleotides long. Lineage: Eukaryota; Viridiplantae; Streptophyta; Magnoliopsida; Aquifoliales; Aquifoliaceae. The record is from the annotation of a GenBank genome assembly.